Messenger RNA from Nyctereutes procyonoides (raccoon dog), 375 nucleotides. It is a transcript of the gene CLPSL2, whose product is annotated as colipase like 2. The record is from RefSeq and is a predicted model, not a curated record. NCBI's taxonomy places the organism in Eukaryota, Metazoa, Chordata, Mammalia, Carnivora, Canidae. Gene Ontology annotation, biological process: response to food; lipid catabolic process; digestion. The coding region runs from base 1 to 375 and encodes 124 amino acids. Gene Ontology annotation, molecular function: enzyme activator activity. Gene Ontology annotation, cellular component: extracellular region. The transcript is spliced from 3 exons.
AUGGCCCUCGUGCUCCUCGCGGGGGUUCUGCUCCCUUGCCCAGGCGAGUUCCUGCCCUUUAAAAAGAGGUUCAUGAAGGGGCCUAGCAAUGUCCCAGGUCCUCCCUCCCCUUCCCAUGCAGCCAGAGAGCUGGUGGCACCAGAGUUGUCCCCACAGGUGAACGGAGUGGAGUGCUCCCACCACUCCGAGUGCGUCAGUGACUGCUGCCUAAUGAACCUGGACCACGGAGGCGCCUUCUGUGCCCCCAAGGCCAGAAUAGCCAUGUUGUGCCUGUUCCAGACCAAAGGAGCCCUCAACGUCAUAUGCCCCUGCCAAAGCGGCUUGAGUUGCAUAUCCAAGGACCCAAUCUGUUCCCGCCGUUGCCAUUUGAUUUAG